This is a messenger RNA of Stereum hirsutum FP-91666 SS1, 666 nucleotides long. RefSeq lists its product as uncharacterized. The transcript is spliced from 9 exons. The record is from RefSeq and is a predicted model, not a curated record. Lineage: Eukaryota; Fungi; Basidiomycota; Agaricomycetes; Russulales; Stereaceae. Bases 1 to 666 code for a protein of 221 amino acids.
AUGAUUAUCUCCCCACAGGACUUAUUCGCUCUCCAGCUUUGGUUGGUUAACGAUUAUGCUGUAUUGUCAGCGAACGAUACAUAUCCACUGUCUGAUGCGAGUGGUGCAGUUCUCUGGGUUGCCGACCUCAUUGCGACACUACCGACGGAAAUCCAGACUCUGUUCACCAGAACUUGCGCUAUGCUGGGCUACAUAGAGGAGAUGACUGUCAUCAUUUCAAUCGCUACGACUGGAAGUAAGCCCAAAACGUCCGCUUCUAUGGAGGUCGGUGUCAUUCAACAAAAAUCUGUUUCCACUGCUGGCACUUUGUAUUAUGUUUUAUCCCGCUGUACAUUCGUGAACGAGGAUCCAGCAUGGUUCGCAGCAUGCCUACAGCUAGUUGUUCCAGCUGUUGCGAUUGCAUUCGACAUUUUCAUUGUCACGCUUACACUCAUGAAAUGUGUUCGACACUUUCUUGAGAUGCGCACAGUCGGUCAAUUUAGUUUGACACGAUUGCUACUUCGCGACGUCUGGAGUAUGACCUGGAUGUUGCGCCGUUCUGCUCACGUUAUUUUGCCUAACAGAAUCAUGUUGACGAUCGGAGCUGUCUCAGUUGGGACUGGUAUCUUGUGGGUGGUAAUGCAUGUGCUCAUCCUUUUCCCCCCAUUACUCUCUCGCCAUUACUGA